Molecule: messenger RNA, 680 nt
Organism: Prorocentrum cordatum
Lineage: Eukaryota; Dinophyceae; Prorocentrales; Prorocentraceae
Source: the annotation of a GenBank genome assembly
CUUGCGCGCACGGGCUCGCCAACCCCCCCCCGCGGCCACCAAAAGCCGCGCACCACGAGGUCGCUCCUUUCCCAGGGUCGCUCUUGCGUGUAGUCAGACAGAGCAGCUUCCGAAGCCGGUUUUGGUUCAAGGCAGUUGGCGCUCGAGGCGUCCUGGCGCGCAGCGUAUAAUCAGCUCUGGCGAGAGAUGGCGGCACCAAGGCGUACCUCCUGCCUCCUCAGCGCCGCGCUGCUCAGCGCCGGCCUCCUGCUGGCCCUGCAGGGCAGCACGGCCUUCGUGCCGGCCGCCGCGCGCGGCGGCCCCUCGGCCGAGGCAGUGGCCCUCGGCCUGACCGCGCCCGCGCUGCUGGGCGCGUCGGCCGCGGUCGCCGGGGAGCCGCCCAGCGUCGGGGACCACUGGUACUGGGACCUCGGCUUCGGCUCCCUCCACGGCGAGACCGCGUCCAUCAUCCUGCUGGUCUUCUUCCUCUACCUCGGCUUUGCGCUCAUCGGCGCCGGCGGCUCGUCCAGGAAGGCCGCGUGAGCCGCGACGGACCGGCUUCUACGGUCUCGCGGCGUGAGGUCCCCCCUCCUCCGCGGCGGGAGGGGGCGCGGCCGGCCAGCCAAAUGGCGACGCUUUUGUGUGCGCCAUGAGUUUAGCAAGAAAAGACCCGCCGUCCAGACCUGAUGGCGACUCGAGAA